AUGACCUUAGUGGGACUUAAGGAAGAAAAACUUAACGAUUCGCCGGUUAUGUUGACCGUCCAGCAGCAUCACGCCGGCAUGUUGGGCUCGGGCGUUGGGCCUCAGGUCCACCGGGGCAACGUGAUCGUGUCGACGAACGGCGGCGGGAUCAACGGGAGCAUGGAGCCGAAGAUGCAGCACGGGUGCAAGCGGGCGAAACUCUACGCCCAGGCGACACCCUACAGCGCGGUUCCGCAUCAACCGGCCUCUGUGGCGCGGCGGAACGCCCGCGAGCGGAAUCGCGUCAAGCAGGUGAACAACGGAUUCGCGACUCUGCGCCAGCAUAUUCCGCAGAGUGUGGCUCAAGCUCUCGGCGGAAACACGGCUGGGACCGGAGGCGCGUCUCGGGCCGGAAGCAAGAAGCUGUCGAAGGUCGAGACGCUGCGGAUGGCCGUCGAGUAUAUACGCAGUCUCCAGCGCCUGCUCGAGGAGAACGACGGAUCUUUGGAUUCCGCUGGUUCCACGGCUUCCGGUACCUCCUCCGAGAUCCAGCACCACCUCCGACAGAAUUCGGAUUCCUCCUUCAACCCGCCGCCCUCAUCCGAGGCCUCCAGUUCUCCGACACCCAGCUUCGUUUCUGAGGCAUCUUCCGGCGGCGGAAGUCAGGGAUACGGAACCGCCACAGGCACCCUUUACGCCCAGCACUCCGACAGCUACGAUAACUACGAGCCGAUGAGUCCCGAGGACGAGGAACUCCUCGACGUCAUCACGUGGUGGCAGCAGAGUCAAUGA
Diprion similis is the source of this 771-nucleotide messenger RNA. Its product is annotated as achaete-scute homolog 1a-like. Gene Ontology annotation, cellular component: RNA polymerase II transcription regulator complex. The transcript is spliced from 2 exons. The record is from RefSeq and is a predicted model, not a curated record. Gene Ontology annotation, biological process: neuron differentiation; positive regulation of transcription by RNA polymerase II; regulation of neurogenesis. Gene Ontology annotation, molecular function: RNA polymerase II transcription regulatory region sequence-specific DNA binding; DNA-binding transcription factor activity, RNA polymerase II-specific; protein dimerization activity. Lineage: Eukaryota; Metazoa; Arthropoda; Insecta; Hymenoptera; Diprionidae. Bases 1 to 771 code for a protein of 256 amino acids.